Messenger RNA from Cyclocybe aegerita, 2025 nucleotides. Lineage: Eukaryota; Fungi; Basidiomycota; Agaricomycetes; Agaricales; Hemipholiotaceae. The record is from the annotation of a GenBank genome assembly.
AUGGUUUCGUGGAAAGCCUCGAAAUAUGGGGAUUGGCUUCGAUUUUGCGACGAUCAUUCUCUUGUCGAAGUUCGUAGGCAUUGGGCCCAAUAUCAGGAGAUGGACGACCUGCCGCAGAAGAACAAGCAGGAACUUGAAGCAUCUUUUGCAUCCGGCAUGAAGUCCGUCCUGAAGAAAGUUGGGUCUACGGGAGCCCCCGUCGUCGCAGCCGGACCACUUUCAUACAACCUCCUCAAUGAUCGGAAGUCAAGCAACAUCGAGACAUUCUCCGAAUUUUGGUCGUCCGGCGUCACUGCUCGUAGUUUGUUUUCAGAUGCCAUUGAUCGGUGCCUAAACCCCACCUUCGUCUACUCUCGUGCUGGAAAGGCGUUCAAUGUCCAUUAUGCAACCGACCCCAUUCGCGCGUUCCAUUUAGCACCGUAUUUUGCUCCGACAAAGCAUGCAAUGUCGCCCUCAAAAGUCAGCCUCACGAGCCUCGUCCAGGUUUGCAUGGCCCAAUUCUCAGCGUGGUGCGUGUCACUUCAACGCCGCCUCCAGCAACGUUCUGCCACCACCAUUCGAUUCGCCGUCGCCGAAGCCCUCGCAUUUUGUGAGGCCCUCCAGCACUGUCGAGAUGGUGAAGAUACCAACACCGGUGUCUACAGUCAGUCUUGGGGAGGCUCGCAGCUCGAUUUCGAUGUUGGAGACUAUGGAUCCGAACGGACUGCCCCAAUGAUCUUCGACGUGAUCGACACUUCCAAUGUUACAGAUCAUAUGGGGCUUCUCAACAUCUUAACCGUCGCAGUGCCACUUCUGAAACGAACACCUUCGUCCGUUUUGCACACCAACACCUUGCUACGGACAAAGGACGAAGGGCCAGUAUCGUCGGGGUUGGCAGAGCGCGCCUGCACGGAUGUUUCGACGUUGUCGUUGCUCCUUGGGGUGGCUCCGAUUUGUCACCUCUCGCAUUUUACGACGCAGUCCAACAAGCACUUGCUGCUUGCUGGCCAUGUGCUCGGCAGGCAAUUUCAAGAAUGCCUCUCGUGGAAAAUGCCCUGGUCCGCCUUGCCAGGGCCAAUCAGUGGAAUCGAACAGCUGCAACCAUCGAUGUUGGCCUGCGCGGAUCCCAGAAGACUCGCACAAUUCCUCUUCAAUCUAUAUUUGAAAAUGUUUACGGAUGAAGACCAAUUCGAAAAUAUGAAGCAGAUCGGCAACUCGUCACGCCUCCGGACAAUGAACCAUAGAUCUUAUAUUCGAACUUCUUUCGUAUCGCUUCUCCAGAUCAUACAACCCAGAGUUGACGCAAAUUGGAAUGAAGUCAUGCGACAUUUCCUGGAACUUGUCCGGUUUGAUCAUACUCUUUUGAUCGGCGCACACAGCUACCAAGAACUUGCCUGCCAUCUUCAUUUGCGCAAUAUUCUCGCGUUGGACGUCUUACAUCCAGAUUGGUCUCGCGUUGUCAAGAGCCCUUCCAACCGUUUUCGGAAUUGGAAGGGCGAUGUCCCUCCUGUCGUGUGUGUCGUACUGAAGGUGCCUCGCCAGAGCCUUAAAGCUCUCGAAGACAUUGAUGAUUCGGAGAUCGGCACCCCACCCCUUCAAUGCGAAUCGUCGGACAACAAUUUUCAUAACAUCCAUUCAUCCAUACGACCCAUCUUCGGCAUGUUGGACGUUACCCAGGUUAACGGUGAACUCCAAGCGAUUCUGACUGAAGAUCCACAAGGCUGGAAUGGGAAUUCCCCACUCCUCGUAUCCUUCUAUAUGCCGUCGUGGCUGUUGACUAUUGCACCUAAGACGACCAAAAUUGGGCUUCACCUGCGGAACACUCCGGCGACGUUGGCGUUCAUGCCAAAGUUGGGCAUGUCUCUCGCCAUUUUCUCAGCGUAUCUGGCAGAUGAAGAUCAUGUUCAUAUUCUGCGUCAACGUCCCGACAACAUCAGGGAACUGUCCCAACUAAGGAAGCCCAUGGUACCCGUCAUGAGGAAUACUAACGUGACUACGGAGAGAGUCAUAAUCGACUUCGACGCUGAUGUGCCUACGGUGGGGUGA